AUGCCCGAGCACGAAUACCAAGUGCGACUAGGCGUCUCGAUCCGUGUACUGCGUGAUACCCUCCCUCAGUUCCUCGACAAAGGACUCGUGGAUCGAGCUGAUAUUUCCGGUACGAACAUCAUGAACCAUUUGCUGGGCGGUCCACAUGCACCCAAGUCUGAGCACCUGUACCACAAGCAGAUCCUCUUUCGAUUCGCGCCUAUGAAGCCGCCAGCUACGAUUAGCACACCCACGUCCAACGUGACGGAGGAACAGAGUGUGAGCACGACAUCAGAGAUGCACUGGACGCCGUCGUUCACGUUCCGAGGCCGAAGAAGCUACUUGAUGAGUGCCGAGGCCCUGCGCCUCUCCCUGCAAGCUGGGUUUUCUUCACCGCAAGUCCUCCUUGAACAGCUCUCGUUCAUGCGACGCCCUCCUGACGUCCAGGUGCCAGGCCGACCUACGCCAGGGGAUGAACUGAUCGCACGCAUACGCUUCCGCGGCACAAAUCGUAUUUCUCAAACAUUGCAAGACUACGCGGUUGUAUUUCGCUAUCGAUACGAUCGCGCCACAGGCACAAUCUGCGAACACCAUGUCGAGAAAAUGAUGCCAGUCCCAGGCCAGCGCAUGUGGCAACGGAUGGCCGGUAUGCGUUCACGCCUCGCCUAG
Malassezia pachydermatis is the source of this 648-nucleotide messenger RNA. RefSeq lists its product as hypothetical. Bases 1 to 648 code for a protein of 215 amino acids. The record is from RefSeq and is a predicted model, not a curated record. The transcript has a single exon. Lineage: Eukaryota; Fungi; Basidiomycota; Malasseziomycetes; Malasseziales; Malasseziaceae.